CAUUUAUUUUCCAUUCACACGUAGCAUAUAUUCGCUUUCUACUAGUAAACUGACCAUCACCACUACAAACCACAACUUUCAAGUUCUCCAACAUCUACAACUCAACUGAACUCAAAUGGAAGAGAUACAGCACAGAAUAGUGAACGUCAAUGGCUUAAACAUGCACGUGGCAGAGAAAGGCGAAGGUCCACUCAUUCUCUUCAUUCAUGGCUUUCCCGAACUGUGGUACUCCUGGCGCCACCAGAUCACGGCCUUGGCUUCACUUGGCUACCGAGCCAUGGCUCCGGAUCUACGUGGCUUCGGUGACACAGACGCCCCGCCUUCUGUCACGAGUUACACGUGUUUCCACGUGGUGGGAGACCUCAUCGCACUCCUCGACGUUGUCGCCCCCGACCAGGACAAGGUGUUCGUGGUGGGCCAUGAUUGGGGUGCUCUUAUUGCUUGGUACUUGUGUUUGUUUAGACCGGAUAAAGUCAAAGCUUUGGUCAACAUGAGUGUUGUGUUUAAUCCCAGGAAUCCCAAUAGGAAGCCACUUGAGGGUUUGAAAGCUUUUCAUGGUGAUGAUUAUUACAUCGUCAGAUUUCAGGAGCCUGGUGAUAUAGAAGCUGAAUUUGCACAGAUUGGUACUGAGAGAGUUCUCAGGGAAUUCUUAACAUACAGGACACCUGGUCCUCUUUAUUUACCUAAAGGCAAAGGAUUUGAACGUCCCUCAGAUGCUGAAAUUAUUUUGCCCUCUUGGCUAUCAGAGGAUGAUGUUAAAUACUACACCGACAAAUUUGAGAAGAAAGGCUUUACUGGAGGGGUGAACUAUUACCGUAAUAUAAACACGAACUGGGAACUUAUGGCACCUUGGACUGGGAGUCAAAUAAAGGUACCUGUUAAGUUCAUUGUGGGCGACCUGGACCUGACAUAUAACGCGCCAGGAACCAAGGAUUACAUAAACAAAGGUGGGUUCAAGCGGCAUGUGCCAUUGUUAGAGGAAGUGGUUGUAAUGGAAGGAGUAGGUCACUUCAUCAAUCAAGAAAGGGCUGAUGAGAUCAAUGAGCACAUAUACAACUUCUUUCAGAAGCUGUGAUUAGUUAUUUGGUUUCUAGUACUUUUUUCACCGAAACAACGAGAGCAUGCAUACUUCUGCUUGUGUGGCACCUUUUUUGUAUUACUUCAUCUGGGUUGUUCUUGUGAGUGCAAUGGGAGUUGUUAAUUGUUUGAUCUGCUUACCGUGUUAUGAUGCUACGUUGGGGUUGUUCUUGUAAGUGCAAUGCUAGUUGUUUGAUCAUAAGCCAUGGCGUGUAAUUGCUAAUGUUUCAGAACGUUAUGAUAUGCGAAUGUAAUAUUGGUGUCUUUUUACUCUUGGAAA
Molecule: messenger RNA, 1357 nt
Organism: Pistacia vera
Lineage: Eukaryota; Viridiplantae; Streptophyta; Magnoliopsida; Sapindales; Anacardiaceae
Product: epoxide hydrolase A-like
Exons: 3
Coding region: 116-1075 (319 amino acids)
Molecular function (GO): hydrolase activity
Source: RefSeq, a predicted model, not a curated record